Trichoderma gamsii is the source of this 2709-nucleotide messenger RNA. RefSeq names its product ULK/ULK protein kinase. Gene Ontology annotation, cellular component: autophagosome; cytoplasm. The coding region runs from base 1 to 2709 and encodes 902 amino acids. Gene Ontology annotation, molecular function: ATP binding; protein serine/threonine kinase activity. The transcript has 2 exons. Gene Ontology annotation, biological process: autophagy; autophagosome organization; peptidyl-serine phosphorylation. NCBI's taxonomy places the organism in Eukaryota, Fungi, Ascomycota, Sordariomycetes, Hypocreales, Hypocreaceae. The record is from RefSeq and is a predicted model, not a curated record.
AUGCUAACCAUGCUUGGCUUCAACCAGGAAACAAGAGCUGCCGUGGCCAUCAAAUCCGUCGAACUAGAUCGCCUGAACAAGAAACUGAAAGAAAAUCUAUAUGGCGAAAUCCAGAUCCUCAAGACCCUCCGACACCCGCAUAUCGUUGCCCUUCAUGACUGUCUCGAAUCCGCUACACACAUUAAUCUUGUCAUGGAAUACUGCGAGCUCGGUGACCUUUCCCUCUUCAUCAAGAAACGUGACAAGCUCAUUACCCAUCCUGCCACCCACGACAUGGCCCGCAAGUAUCCCAGCGCCCCUGAUUCUGGCCUUCAUGAGGUUGUCAUCCGUCAUUUCCUCAAGCAGCUGGCUAGUGCCCUGGAAUUCCUACGGAGCAAGAACUACGUCCACCGAGAUGUUAAGCCCCAGAAUCUCCUUCUACUGCCGUCUCAAGCAUUUCGGGAAAAGCGAAACCUCCCCAUCAUGGAGGCAAGCCAGGACUCCUUAAUACCCAUGUCUGGCAUCGCUUCCCUACCGAUGCUGAAGCUUGCUGAUUUCGGAUUCGCCCGCGUAUUACCAUCAACGUCGCUCGCCGACACGCUUUGCGGCUCACCCCUGUACAUGGCCCCAGAGAUCCUCCGUUACGAACGGUACGACGCCAAAGCUGACCUGUGGUCCGUCGGUACUGUCCUGUAUGAAAUGAUUUCGGGGAAGCCCCCAUUCCGCGCCAGAAACCACGUCGAACUGCUGAGGAAGAUAGAAGCUGCCGAAGACGUCAUCAAGUUCCCUAAAGAAGUGACCAUUACGCCUGAAAUGAAAUCCCUAGUAAGAGGUUUACUCAAGAGGAGCCCCGUGGAGCGAAUGAGCUUUGAAAACUUCUUUGCCAACCCCGUCGUCGUCAACGAAAUCCCCGGACUGGUCGAGGAUGACAUCCCAAAGCCCGCUAGGCGUGAGCAGAGGACAGCUUCCCACGGACAGGCUGCGGCACCGUCACCACGCGUCGGAUCCCUGCGAAAUGGAGCCAUCGAGGCUGGGUCUGCUCGGUCAUCUCGAGAGCAGCUGCCUCGGUCAUCACCGAUAAUGGAAAACACCAGCGAAGGCCGACAUCGGCCGCAGUCUGGCGAGGUCCACAAACGGCCAAGCUCACCUCGAGAGACCGGGGCUGGUCUGGGCAUCCAGCGCCCACCACCGGCACCCCAUGCCGCAUCACUCCCAAAUCAUCCUAGGAUAUCCAAAACAUCUCUGCAUAACACCUCGCCUCCUUCAUCUCUCAUCCAGGACAUUCGCAAGGCUCGAGUGCCGAGCGGCAAGGUUUUAACGGACGAAGAGGAAAAGGCCGCGCAGGAUGUCAUGUUUGAGAGAGACUAUGUGGUUGUGGAGAGAAGGCACGUCGAAGUAAACGCCCUUGCAGAUGAGCUGGCCGCCAACGAAAAGCUCGCAUCCCAAAGCCCUUCGUUUCUUAAAACAAGGCAGCUGGCUCGCCACUACUCACAGCAGGGAGCACCGACUUCCACCACCGGAGCCACUGCAGCUCCUGCAUCGCGAACGCAGCUUGUAGCACAGGGCCGAGCCCCCCAAGGCCGCCGCCCGUCAUGGGAGAAGGCCUUAUCUGCGAGCCCCGGAUCUGCUUCGAGUGCCAUAACCAAGGCCAUCCAAGAUGCCAGUUUGCGUCUUUUCGGAGUCAGGAUGCCCAUUCGGCCCAAGGGACAAUCCCCACCGAUGUAUCAUCCCUUCCCGGCAUAUCCGACGCCGCCAACUUCGGCGGGACUGAUCGCAGACGGGCGAAGCAUCCACUCGGAGGACGAAGAUGGCCGCUCUGCGCAGGCCAUCGAAGACUUUGCCACCCGAAGUGACUGCGUUUACGGGUUUGCCGAGGUCAAGUAUAAGCAGCUUGUUCCUAUGGCGCCAUCCACAAACCAUGGGCUUGGUGGCAUUGCAGCCGAGCAGAUGUCAGCAGAUGACGAUGGACUGACGGCAGAAGCCAUCGUGGCACUCUCCGAGGAGGCUUUGGUGCUUUAUGUGAAGUCGCUUUCUCUCCUGGCUCGGGCCAUGGACAUUGCCAGUAUCUGGUGGUCGAUGAAGAGCAAGGGAGAUGUCGCCAAUGGUCUUUCGGCAGCCGUAUCCCAGUCUAUAGUCCAGCGCAUCAACGCGGUUGUGCAGUGGGUGCGCCAACGCUUCAACGAAGUUCUGGAAAAGUCUGAGAUUGUACGCCUAAGGCUGAUUGAAGCUCAGAAACUGCUGCCAGAAGACCAUCCGAGCCACCCAUCAAACCAAGGAGUGGAUUCGAUUAUGUCUUCAACAGGGUCCGCAAUGAAACAGGUGUAUCUGACGCCAGGCAUCACUGCCGAAAGGCUAAUGUAUGAUCGGGCUCUCGAGAUGAGUCGAGCCGCGGCUAUUGACGAAGUCACAAACGAGAACUUGUCUGGCUGCGAGAUUUCAUACAUUACUGCCAUUCGCAUGCUUGAGGCUGUAUUGGACAGCGGCGAUGAUUCCAACUUCUCGAAAAAGGUGGCAUCUGGCAGCGAAAUCAUAAGGGAGAGUUGCACCGAUCUCGAGAGUGACGAGGAGGCUCAUAUCAAGAAAAUGAUUUCCAUGAUCUCUGGCAGGCUUUCCGUCGUCCGCAAGAAGCAGCGGCUCAUUGACGAAGCAAACGCCAAAGCACAAGCGAUAAACCGCCGACGCAGUGGCGAUGUUACGCCUCGCAGCCCCCUCUCACAAGGAUCUGCAUAA